AAACCAUACCACAAACCAGUUCAAACAUUUUAUUACACCUUAAGAUUAUGAAUCAGAGAGGAUCAAUCUGUGCCGGUUUAUUUAUUUUUUUUUCCUUAUUGAUCCCGGUUUAGAAGCUUACUCCAAACCCGGUUAAUACUUUUUAAAUUUAAAAUCGACAAUCCGCUUAGGUUAACACUUAAUCGGUUGGCGCAAAUCCACUUUCAUUCGAGACGGCGCGGUGUGACGUCGUCGCAGAAUCAAUGAUCCUCUCCGUCGCCGUCAAAGCCAAGAAGAACUCUACACUCAUCUCUUUGAUGCUACUAUCCUCCUUCUCCUCCGCCGCGUCGUCCUCGUCAUCAACAGUCUCCUUGAAACCAAGCGGGCGGUUACAACAAACUCUCGCGGCACCUGUGGAGGUGAACGGCAAGGCUCUGCAUUCCGGCAAGCUUUCGACGGUGAAGCUACUUCCGGCGAUCGCCGGAGCUGGGAGGUGCUUCGAGUUUCGCUCCAGAUCAAUCCCCGCGUCGAUCGAGUUUGCUCAGGAGUCGCCUCUGUGCACAACGCUGUUGAAAGACGGUCUCAGGAUCCGAACCGUCGAACACUUGUUGUCAGCUCUCGAGGCUAAGGGCGUUGAUAAUUGCAAAAUUCGAAUCGAGAGCGAUAGUCCAGAUGAUCGGGAAGUCGAGGUCCCUAUUUUUGAUGGAUCAGCCAAAGAAUGGGUUGAUGCGAUCGAAGAAGCUGGCAUAAACGUAGCUCAAAACCAUGGUGGGGAAACUGUGGAGAAGAUGGUAGCACAUGUGAACAAGCCUGUGUACGUUUGCAAGAACGAUUCUUUCGUAGCUGCAUUCCCUGCUCUAGAGACUCGCAUCACUUGUGGUAUCGACUUCCCACAGGUGCCUGCUAUAGGCUGCCAGUGGUUUGCUUGGAAACCUGAACAUGACUCUUCCUAUGCAAAAGAUAUUGCACCGUGUAGAACGUUUUGUGUCUAUGAAGAGGUGGAGAAAAUGCGUGAAGCAGGGCUCAUUAAAGGAGGUUCUCUGGAUAAUGCAAUCGUUUGUAGCGCGGAGCAUGGAUGGAUGAACCCUCCUCUUCGGUUUGAUAACGAAACAUGUCGACAUAAGAUAUUGGACCUUAUCGGCGACCUCUCCCUUGUAGCACAGGGCGGAAAUGGAGGAUUCCCUGUGGCUCACGUAGUCGCAUUUAAGGCGGGUCAUGCACUACACACCGAGUUGGCACGUCAUCUUACCAUCGGCUGAGAAGAAUGUGCUUGUUAGUUGUUACCAACCACAUUCUAGAAGCCUUGAUCUGAUCCUUUUUUGUCUGCUUCGUUAUCCAAACUAUUCCAAAGAACCUACCAAUAAGUGAAUUUUAUUUUCUUUCAUAUCGAAUUUCAUUACUCUAAAAGGUUUGGAUGAAUUUGUUUUCACAACAUCCUGGACAACGUGGGGGUUUCAGAUGGUGGGAGUUCAAGAAUGGAGGUUCGUCUCAUCUUGUUCUGAUUGUUUUACUUGUAUUCCCAUCAAACGGACACAAUCUUCCAUGGUCCCUAUCUUUGUGUUCGUUUUGUCUGCUCACAUAAGGUCUUGAUGUCAUCCUUGUUCUCUUAGCAUAGGGUUUGAAUGCAGAAAGAAACUGAUCUGAUCUACAUAUAUAUAACCUAUUUUAUGUGCGACUGGUUUCUCA
Raphanus sativus (radish) is the source of this 1665-nucleotide messenger RNA. RefSeq names its product probable UDP-3-O-acyl-N-acetylglucosamine deacetylase 1, mitochondrial. NCBI's taxonomy places the organism in Eukaryota, Viridiplantae, Streptophyta, Magnoliopsida, Brassicales, Brassicaceae. The record is from RefSeq and is a predicted model, not a curated record. Gene Ontology annotation, biological process: lipid A biosynthetic process. The transcript has 7 exons. The coding region runs from base 243 to 1238 and encodes 331 amino acids.